UCCCUGAGUUACCUUUUGAUGGCGGUAGGAGUUGUAAGGUCACCGUUUUCAAUGACACGUAAUUGUCAUUAUUUUUUUCUGUGUAGAGCCGACGCAAAAGUCCACCCGCAUCGGAAAUUGCCCGAGGGGAGAAGGCCCAAGAAGGACCACCCGGAGAAAGGUAGCGCUCACGCGUCAGCCACACAGGGCUUAAGAAAAUUCCCCAAGGGGAAAGUGCCGAAAAGCACCAAAAGGCACCAUAGGCCGAAAAUCACCAUCCGCCAGCAAAGGCACUCGGCACAGCAAUAUCGGAAAGGGGUCGGAAGACCCCUUUUUUCGACGCCUUUUGGACACUUUUUUGACACCUUUUGACACCACAUUUUUUGGACACUUUUGUUGACACCUUUUGGCACCCUCUGGUGACACAUCGGCUCCGGGUUCAGCACUUGGUGCGCUAUCCUCUUCGCCAGUCGGGGGAGCGUUUUUUGGCCAGAAAGCCACUGCCGGAAAACCUCAAGUUUUUGCCGCCUAUGCAGUUGUGCUCGCGGUGCUCAUUGCACCCAAGGCGUCGAGAAGCGCCAAGGUUCCCCAAGGGAAGGUACGCGCGAGAGGAGCGAGUGGCGUCGAGGGAUCAGCGGAAGGCGUUCAUGGUUGCAACCGGGGAAAACAUCCUUGGUCAUCGGAUGACAACAAAGAAGCGGCAUUUAUUCCGGAGAACCACCGGAUCAACAGGAUCCAGCAGGAGGAACUGCGGGUUCAGCGGCCCAAGCCGGAACGCGCAGGGUCGCGUGUCAGCGAACCACGAGUUGAUCAUCGUCACGGUUACGGAUGGCAGGGCACUCGGAGAGGUGCUCCGACAAAAGGUUCCCGGAAGUCGGGUCAGCAGCAUGCAGAAAGGAAACAAUGUAAGUCGCUCGUCUUUUGAUCAUUUUUAAGGGAAAUAUAAUGGGCUUUUCUGAAUUUAGCAACACAUUAAUGUUGCCAUCAUAAUUAUGUUUGCGUUUGUUUUAUUUGUGGCACAAAGCCAUUUAUUAUCCCGUCACAAAUGGCGCCCAACUAAAUCGAACCUUGUUAAGUUUUGAUUGUUCGAUUAAUUUACUA
Messenger RNA from Uranotaenia lowii, 1080 nucleotides. RefSeq lists its product as uncharacterized. The record is from RefSeq and is a predicted model, not a curated record. The transcript has 5 exons. Bases 19 to 351 code for a protein of 110 amino acids. Lineage: Eukaryota; Metazoa; Arthropoda; Insecta; Diptera; Culicidae.